AUGGGUGUCAUCGAGUUCCCGGUUUGAUCGCAAAAAUUAAGCAGUUUCGUAUUCUUUUUUCUUACAGAAAAUACCGCAAACUGUUAAAAUCUACUCGACAGUAACGCCAGGCACGAGGUUCGUAUUUAAUGGAAAAUGUGAAGAGAAAACAUUUUCAUUUGCUCUUGUAUCCACCUCCAACAUUGCUUUGCUACUGGAGUUCGAUUUAGAAAACGACAAAUUGGUGAGAGCAAAGUCGUUUUUCAAAGGAAUUUGGUCAGCUGAGGUAAACUUGUUUUCACUUAAAUGGUUCAUACUCGAAAAUGUUACAGAAAAUUUCCAAAAAUCCAGUUCGCGCAAACACUGACUUCUUCAUUCAGAUCGUUGUGUCUAGAGAGAAAUUUGAAGUGUGAAAUCUGAAAAUCAUCCGCUCAAAAUAGGCUUUAUAGGUGUUCUCGGACGGGAAUCAUAUUGUCUCCUUGAAACAAACAGUUCCACUAGACGAAGUGAAUGGAAUUCGUCUAAUGGAAACAAUGGAACUUCGCAGAAUAGAAAUGGAUCAACAACAAUAUCAAUAA
Caenorhabditis sp. 36 PRJEB53466 is the source of this 557-nucleotide messenger RNA. The record is from the annotation of a GenBank genome assembly. NCBI's taxonomy places the organism in Eukaryota, Metazoa, Nematoda, Chromadorea, Rhabditida, Rhabditidae.